AUGCAAAGGCAAAGCCAAAGGAGGACUGAAAACAACAAAUUCAGAUACCGCGGAGUGAGACAACGAAGCUGGAGCAAGUGGGUCGCUGAGAUCUCAGAGCCUUGCAACCGAACCCGCAAGUGGCUCGGAACCUUAUCCACCUCCCAAGACGACGCCCGAGCCUACGACCGAGCCGCCAUCAUCCUCUACGAUUCUAAGUCUCAACUCAACCUCCGACCCUCUUCUUCCUCUUCCUCGCAAACCCUUCCACCCCUUCUUCCACAUCUCUCUCGCUUAGCUCUCUCUUAUUCCCAUUUCCCUUCGUUCUGGGCCCUGUUAACAAUGACAAGGACAACAUGGUACAGCACAAUCAUAGUGACUCUCAACAAGUGGUGUAAGUGCAACACCAAUAGUAUCAAUUAUCCUCUGGAUUCUGAUGCCAGUGCAUCGGAUGGGAAUGGGCCCGUUCACACUGGAUCCAACGGAGGAAAUUCUUACCAGAACAACGCAAGUCAUCAUCAUGAUCAUGAUGUUGAUAAUCCGGUGUGGAUUCAAAACCAGUACCAGAAUUGCCUGUACGAAGAUGUGAACGAUCCUUCGUGGGUUCAGUUGGGUCUACUUCGUUGA
This is a messenger RNA of Abrus precatorius (Indian licorice), 606 nucleotides long. Its product is annotated as ethylene-responsive transcription factor ERF037-like. Gene Ontology annotation, biological process: response to stress; positive regulation of DNA-templated transcription. Gene Ontology annotation, molecular function: DNA-binding transcription factor activity; transcription cis-regulatory region binding. Bases 1 to 606 code for a protein of 201 amino acids. The transcript has a single exon. Gene Ontology annotation, cellular component: nucleus. The record is from RefSeq and is a predicted model, not a curated record. NCBI's taxonomy places the organism in Eukaryota, Viridiplantae, Streptophyta, Magnoliopsida, Fabales, Fabaceae.